Molecule: messenger RNA, 3064 nt
Organism: Parastagonospora nodorum SN15
Lineage: Eukaryota; Fungi; Ascomycota; Dothideomycetes; Pleosporales; Phaeosphaeriaceae
Exons: 3
Coding region: 1-2967 (988 amino acids)
Biological process (GO): mRNA splicing, via spliceosome
Cellular component (GO): U4/U6 x U5 tri-snRNP complex; U2-type catalytic step 2 spliceosome; cytosol
Molecular function (GO): GTP binding; U5 snRNA binding; translation elongation factor activity
Source: RefSeq, a predicted model, not a curated record
AUGGACGACCUUUACGACGAAUUCGGAAACUUUAUUGGCGAGGCCGAGUCUGAUGAAGAUGAUCAGACUAAUGGCGAGGCAGCGGACGCCUAUGUCCUUGACGAUGAGGAGCAAGAAGAGGCCGAGGUAAACGACCAACAGCUUAUGGAAAUCGAUGACGGGCCAUCAAACGCCGUCGUACUGCACGAAGACAAGCAAUAUUACCCUUCCGCGUCCGACGUAUACGGCCCCGAUGUCGAAAUUUUGGUACAAGAGGAGGACACACAGUCGCUGGCGCAACCCAUUAUUGCGCCUGUGGUGCAAAAGAAAUUCAUCGCGCAGGAGACGGAUCUACCGCCUGUAUAUCACUCGAGGGAGCUUUUGACCGACUUGAUGAACUUUCCUAACCAAAUACGAAACAUCGCGAUUGCUGGUCACUUGCACCACGGAAAGACGGCAUUCAUGGACAUGUUGGUUAUGGAGACCCACGACAUCCAGGAUCGACUGGACUACAAGAAGGGAAAGAAGCGGGAGGAGCAGCUGCGAUACACGGACGUACACGUACUCGAGCGCGAACGGGGCCUAUCGAUCAAGGCCGCGCCCAUGAGCUUGGUCUUACAAAACACAAAGUCGAAAUCGCACCUCUUCAAUAUCUUGGACACACCCGGCCACGUCAACUUUGCGGAUGAAGUUGCGGCGUCUUUGCGCCUGGUGGACGGUGUAGUUCUGGUAGUGGAUGUGGUUGAAGGCGUGCAGGUCAAUACCGAGCAAAUCAUAAAGCACGCCGUCUUGGAAGAUCUGCCUCUGACAUUGGUUGUCAACAAGAUGGACCGGUUGAUCUUCGACGCGUACUUCAAGAUCAAGCAUGUUAUCGUGCAGGUCAACACUGUGAUUGAGGACACUAUUCCAGGCAGAGGCGAAAGCAGGCGUGUUAGCCCUGAGAAAGGCAACGUUGCUUUUGCAUGCUCGAGCAUGCGGUGGUCCUUCACGAUCCAAUCCUUCGCGAAAAUGUAUUCCGACUUCUACCCAGGACCUUCUAAGCUGCCUGGCUUCGGCGUUCCGAUGAAGGGCUUAGAUAUCGAGAAAUUCGCCAUGCGCUUGUGGGGCGACAUCUACUACAAUCCCGGUAGCCGCAAGUUUAGUCGCAAGAGGCAGGAGGAAGGUGCGCAACGAUCGUUCGUGCACUGGAUCCUCGAACCCGUCUACAAACUCUAUUCGCACACAUUGAGCGAAAGCUCAGCCGAUCUGAAGGACACAUUGGACGCGUUGGGCAUUCGAUUGAAGCCAUCAGAAUAUAAGACAGACGCAAAAGAGCUGAUGCGACUCGUUUGCCAACAGUACUUCGGUCCUUCGAUGGGCUUUGUUGACAUGAUCACACAGCACGUUCCAUCGCCUGCGGAGGGAGCCAAGCGUUUACUGCAAAGACAUUACACAGGACCACUGGAUACAAAGACUGCAGAGGCGAUGGAGAAGUGCGACCAGGAUGGACCAUUGGUCGUGCACGUCACAAAACUGUUCAACGCGACAGACGCCAAGUCCUUUACUGCACUCGGUCGAGUUAUGAGCGGUAUCGCAAAGUCCCCACAAUCAGUACGUGUGCUAGGCGAAGGUUACACCUUGGAAGACGAGGAAGAUAUGGUUGUAGCAACGGUGACAGACACCUGGAUCGCGGAGUCUCGAUACAACAUACCUGUCAGCGGUGUUCCAGCAGGAAACUGGGUUUUGCUUGGAGGUGUUGACAAUUCCAUCGUCAAGACUGCAACGAUUGUCGCCUCAAAACUCCCCGACGACGAAGACGCUUACAUCUUCCGACCUAUCCGACAUUUCUUCGAAUCGGUCUUCAAGGUCGCAGUCGAACCGAUCAACCCUUCGGAACUACCAAAGAUGCUUGACGGCCUACGUAAGAUCAACAAGUCUUACCCUCUCAUCACAACCAAAGUGGAGGAAUCGGGAGAGCACGUGGUACUCGGCACUGGAGAGCUGUACAUGGAUUGUGUCUUGCACGACCUGCGGCGAUUGUACGCGGAUAUGGAGAUCAAGGUGUCCGACCCCGUUACCAGGUUCUCGGAAACUGUGGUCGAGAUGUCCGCCAUCAAGUGCUACGCCAUGACACCAAACAAGAAGAACAAGCUCACCAUGAUCGCCGAGCCUCUCGACCCAGGUAUCGCAGAAGACAUUGAAGCCGGAAAAGUCAACAUCAAGGACCCUGUCCGCGUGGUGGGCAAAUUCUUCGAGGAGAACUACGGUUACGAUCUGCUUGCGUCUCGCAAUAUCUGGGCAUUUGGACCGGACGAGAUGGGACCUAAUAUUCUCCAGAAUGAUACUCUUCCUUCUGAGGUCGACACCAAGACUCUCCGCACGGUUCGCGACACCCUUCGUCAAGGUUUCAGCUGGGCAACUCGAGAAGGACCGCUCUGCGAGGAGCCAAUCCGCAAUACCAAAUUCCGCAUCACAGACGUCGAACUGGCACCCGAAGCCAUUUUCCGAGGAGGUGGACAGAUUAUUCCUACGAGUCGAAGGGCAUGCUACUCAAGUUUCCUGAUGGCCAGCCCAAGGCUGAUGGAGCCUGUAUACUCAUGCAGCAUGGUCGGGCCCGCAGACACCAAAAGCAGUCUAUACACCGUUCUUGCGCGGAGAAGAGGGCAUGUGCUACAAGAUGGCCCGAUUGCAGGUACUCCAUUGUACAACGUACGAGGUCUGAUUCCCGUCAUCGACUCCUUCGGUUUCGAGACCGACCUCCGGAUCCACACACAAGGCCAAGUGUCCCUCUCACUUGUCUUCGACCGCUGGUCAAUCGUACCAGGUGACCCGCUCGACAAGGAAAUCAAGCUGCGACCCCUGGAUCCUGCCACAGCGCAGCAGUUGGCACGCGACUUCGUCCUCAAGACUAGGAGGAGAAAGGGUCUCGCGGAGGACGUCACGAUCAGCAAGUUCUUGGAGCCGGAGCUCUUCCGCAGCUUGAAGGAGAGCGGCGUGCUCGAUGGAUAAGGGGAUAGAGUAUUGUAAUAUAAGCAUUGGCGUCGGGCGCGUGCAAAAGUUAUGCGCAAGAUUUGGGAUUGAAUAUACCCUGUCAUACCCUUUCAUG